Messenger RNA from Colletotrichum gloeosporioides, 1416 nucleotides. RefSeq lists its product as uncharacterized. The record is from RefSeq and is a predicted model, not a curated record. Lineage: Eukaryota; Fungi; Ascomycota; Sordariomycetes; Glomerellales; Glomerellaceae. The transcript is spliced from 2 exons. Bases 1 to 1416 code for a protein of 471 amino acids.
AUGGACCUCUUGGGGAGGCGGGAUAUGGAGCCUCCAACGGCGUCGGUGGACAUCAACAAGCCCAUACCCCUCGAAGACCGCGUCGUGCUGGCGGUACCCACGCCGGCCGCCCUCUUUGGGAGACAAGAUAGCUUCAACCCUAUCGACCAGAUCAACCAGGCGUCCCGGUCCGCUCAGCAGGCCAUCGCCUCGGCAUCGCAGUCGGCGGCACAGGCUGUUCAACAAGCCAACGACCAGGUACGACAGGCCCAAGACAGACAACGACAGGCAGAGGAACAGGCGAGACAGGCCAACGACGCCGCCACGAGGGCGUCCAUCUCGGCGAAUAACGCCGUUGUACAGGCACAGGCGAGCGCGAGGGAGGGCAUUGCCAACGCGCAGCAACAGGCGAGGGAGAGUGCGAGCAGGGACAUUGCGGCGAAUCUGGCGUCUGUGACGAGCAGUGCGAACCAGCAGCUGGCUUCGCAGAUUGCGAGCAUCCAGGCGAGCGCGAGUAUCAGUGCUGCUCAGGCCAUUGCAUCUGCUACGGCUUCUGCGAGUGCUGCUAUUCAGAGUGCUCAGCAGCAAGCGCAACAGCAGAUUCAAGCUGCCAGGGACGACGCCAACUUGAGAGUCUCACAAGCACAGGGAGCAGCCGUCUCAGUCACGCAAGCAGCAUUGGCAGUCGUGGGCGCCAUCAUCGGCUCUUCACUUCUCACCAUCUUGGGCUUCUACAUCUGGACACGCUACCGCCGGGGCAAACGUAAGGAGGCAAAGGAGAGGGAGUUACGACGGGAAAUCAGCUACCCGAAACAGAACACGCUCAUGACGACAAACGCAUUAGCGGCCAACAACGGCUACCCGCCAGACUUAAAACGGUCUAUAUCACCGACGAGGCCAGACACGGCACGGACGACGGGGUCGGGCGGGAUGGGGUACGCGGUGAGUGACUUUGGCGACGGGGCACCAAAUUUUUCGAGAACGACGACGUUCGUGAGUCAGUCGGCACCUCAGAUGCAGACGAUACAGCGAGAGCCGUCGGUGAGUCGAAAACCGGUGGUGCCGCCGUCGCCGAGGAAACAACCGCCGUACUCUCUCUUCCCGCCAAAGUCGAGAGACGGACCGCCGAAUACGGCUCUGCCUCCCACUCCGGCCCCAGCUCGAAAUAGAGAGCAACAGGAACAGCCACCGGGGACAGGGGGAUCACAAGGGCCUCCUCCACCAUUUGCCUCAGCCACCAACACCAACCCGUUCGCUUCGACCAACAACGAGAAGCUGAGCAAGGUGGACGAGGAAGGCGAACUUGUGGAGGGGAGCAAGGGCUGGUUGAGACGGACGCAGACCGUGAGUCCGUUUGGGGACCUGGUCGACAGCCCGACAGGGGAGAAGGGUUCGGACUGGCCAUUUAGGAGGUCAGAUUCGCCGCCUCCCAAAUGA